This is a messenger RNA of Thamnophis elegans (Western terrestrial garter snake), 1639 nucleotides long. It is a transcript of the gene BEND5, whose product is annotated as BEN domain containing 5. Gene Ontology annotation, biological process: negative regulation of DNA-templated transcription. Gene Ontology annotation, molecular function: DNA binding. NCBI's taxonomy places the organism in Eukaryota, Metazoa, Chordata, Lepidosauria, Squamata, Natricidae. The record is from RefSeq and is a predicted model, not a curated record.
GCCGCAGCAGCUCCUGCUGCUUGUGCCAUAAGCAGCACUCGCUCUCUCGCCCGCGCCGGCCAAUUCUGCGAGCUGCACGCUAGACUGAGGCUCGCUUCGCUCGGCGCUCGACUGCUCGCGGGAAGCCCGAAUCCCGGCUGCCUUGGGAAGAAGUGGAGGCUCUGCCGCCUAGACUAGCUCAGCCGAGCGCCGAGCAGUGCUUCCAGGAACAAUAACAGAAGAGCCGGGGGUUGCGAGAGCAAAGAAACGGCCGCCCCACUCCUUCUCUCACCUCCUCCUCCACCCCCGCCGCUAGCCUCUCGCCCCCCUUCCCCUUCCCCUCCCCCCCCUCAGGUCGCAGCCCCCGCUUCAUGAUGUACGCCUUCGUCCGGUUCCUGGAGGACAACGUGUGCUAUGCGCUGGCCCGUGUCGUGCGUGCAGGACUUCAGCCCCAAAUCCGGCUCGACUUCGACCAGAAGGUUUACACCGUCUACCGCAGCCCGGCUCACGACCCCGAGGACGGCGACGAAGCCCCCGGCGAGUGGGGAGAGCGGCCGCCGCUGCACAAGGCCCAGAUCCUGGCUUUGGCAGAAGAUAAAACAGACCUUGAAAACAGUGUGAUGCAGAAGAAAAUUAAAAUCCCCAAGCUCUCUCUCAAUCACCUAGAAGAAACAGGGGAAAUUACAGAUUAUGGGGAUGAAGAUAUGGAACUUAGACACUGUAAGAGACAAGAUGGAAAGAAACAGAAUGAAGGUACGCACAAAAGCAUUGAAGCAGUAGUUGCGCGCCUUGAAAAACAAAAUGGAAUGAGUCUCAGUAGUAAUUCCAGUCCUGAGGCAACAUUUAUGGAAACUUCAGACAGAAUGAACAAUAUGGACGAUGCUGUAGUUCCUCGAGUUCUUUAUGAAGAGUUGCUGAGAAGCUAUCAGCAACAGCAAGAAGAAAUGAGGCACAUUCAACAGGAACUUGAGAGAACAAGGAGGCAGCUUGUUCAACAAGCAAAAAAGUUAAAAGAGUAUGGAACAUUAGUGUCAGAAAUGAAGGAGCUAAGAGAUUUGAACAGACGGUUACAGGAUGUCCUGCUUCUCAGAUUAGGCAGUGGUCCUGCCCUAGAACUUGAAAAGGUUACACCUGAAUCCAUUGAACCCGAGCCUGAUGUACAGACAGCUUUCAGUGAGGAAGCAAACACGUCAACAUACUACCCAGCUGCUAUUCCUGUAAUGGACAAAUAUAUUCUAGAGAAUGGGAAGGUUCAUCUUGGAAGUGGCAUCUGGGUAGAUGAGGAGAAAUGGCACCAGCUGCAAGUAACGCAAGGAGAUUCAAAGUAUACAAAAAACUUAGCAGUUAUGAUUUGGGGAACCGAUGUUCUUAAAAAUAGAAGUGUUACAGGUGUGGCCACUAAGAAAAAGAAAGAUGCUGUUCCUAAGCCGCCUCUCUCACCUCACAAGUUAAGCAUUGUCAGAGAAUGUUUGUAUGACAGAAUAGCACAAGAAACUCUGGAUGAAACAGAAAUUGCACAGAGACUCUCCAAAGUCAACAAGUAUAUUUGUGAAAAAAUCAUGGAUAUCAAUAAAUCAUGUAAAAAUGAAGAAAGGAGAGAAGCAAAAUAUAAUUUGCAAUAAAUUUUGAAUUUUUAAUAAAGUGUCAGUGUUUUACUCUG